UGCGACACCAAACGCAGAAGAAUCCCGGCCAUCGAGAGACCAACAGCAUCUACAAUGGCGAGCGAAUACACGACGUGGAAGAUCGACGAGGAGGUGAAGAUCCGCAUGACGGAGUCUGGUGCUGGUGCGCGUCCCGCUAUGACGGCCUCGCAGGCGUUCCAGAACACGCUGGCCAAGUAUGGCUCAGCCAACGCACUUCACUUCAAGAAGGACGGCGAAUGGACGUCGUACUCUUUCCAGAACUACUACGACAAGUGCUGUCAGUUCGCCAAGUCACUGCUGCACGUGGGCCUUGAACGCUACCAGGGCGUGAGCAUCAUCGGCUUCAACUCGCCCGAAUGGGCCAUCGCCGACGUCGGCGCAAUCUUUGCUGGCGGUGUGGCCGCUGGUAUCUACACGACCAACAGUCCUAAGGCCUGCGAGUUUAUUGCCAAGCACUCGGACUCGGGAGUUGUCGUCUGUGACGGCAUGAAGCAGCUGGAGAAGUUCCUGGCCAUCGCAAAGGAUCUUCCCAAGCUGAAGGCUCUUGUGAUGUGGAACGACGUCGUCCCCGAGGGCACCCAGUCGCCUGUGCCUGUCUACUCGUUCGAGGACUUCAUGGAACUCGGCAAGGAUGUCAAGGACGAGACUCUGAAGGAGAUCAUGGACUCCCAGAAGCCCGGCAACUGCUGCACGCUCAUCUACACGUCCGGCACAACGGGCGACCCCAAGGCCGUUAUGAUCUCACACGACAACGUGGUCUGGACCAUUAUGAGUGUGGUGGGCAUGAUCAAGCGUAACUUCAACCACCAAAUGCACAACGGAGACCGUCUCGUCAGCUACCUGCCCAUGUCACAUGUUGCUGCUCAGCUGAUCGACAUUUGGCUGCCGAUUUGCGGUGGUCUGCAGAUCUACUUCGCCCAGCCUGAUGCUCUGAAGGGCUCUCUGGGUGUGACGCUCAAGGAAGUACGUCCCACGUUCUUCUUCGGUGUGCCCCGUGUGUGGGAGAAGAUUGCCGAGAAGAUGUGGUCGAUCGCGGCUCAGACGACGGGCAUCAAGAAGCGUAUUGCGGCUUGGGCGAAGGACAAGGCUGCUCAGAAGACGGCGCUGGCUCAGUAUGGCAACUCUGGAGGCGCUCCGUGCGGUUUUGGUGUGGCCAACGCUGUUGUGCUCAUGCGUGUGAAGGAGGCUCUGGGUCUGGACCAGUGCAUUGCCAGCUUCAGUGGUGCCGCGCCCAUUAGUAAGGAGGUUGUGGAGUACUUCGGCUCGCUGGACCUGCCCGUGUACGAGUUCUUUGGCCAGAGUGAGGCAUGUGGCCCGCAGACGUGCAGUAUGCAGGGCAAUUGGAAGAUCAGCACGUGUGGCCGCACCAUUGACGGAUCGGAGACUAAAGUACUGCCCAACACGGACGAACUUGUCUUUGGUGGUCGUAAUAUUAUGAUGGGCUACCUCAGGGGUGAGCAGCAGACCAAGGACACGAUUGACGAGGAUGGCUGGCUGCACUCUGGUGACUGCGGCAAGAUCGAUGAGGAUGGCUUCAUGACGAUUACUGGUCGUAUCAAGGAGCUUCUCAUCACUGCGGGUGGCGAGAACGUGCCUCCUGUCAUCAUUGAGGACACGAUCAAGGAGGAACUCCCGCUACUGUCGAAUGUUAUGGUGAUCGGUGACCGUCGCAAGUUCCUGUCGGCUCUGUUCACGUUGCGUGUGACGGUGGACAAGGAAGGCCAGCCGACGGACACGCUUGACGAGAAGGCGCUGCAUGUAAUGAAGGAGAUCGGCGGCUCGGCUACGACUGUCGCCGAGGCGCGUGCUGACGACAAGGUAAAGACGUACCUGGACGAAGGCCUGAAGCGCGCCAACGGCCGUGCGACUUCGCGCGCGCAGAAUGUUGCCAAGUACACUGUGCUGGACCACGACUUCUCCAUCAACGGCAACGAGCUGACGCCCACGCUCAAGUUGAAGCGCAAGGUCGUGUACGAGAAGAACGAGUCGAUUAUCGACAGUUUAUACGCGUAAGCGCUGCUCGUUCGACAAAUUCCACCACCGUAUCGAUAUGUCGGCAUCCAGCAAGAGCGUAUGCAGCGUGGCUCGCGGAAAUUAGCGACGGCUCAAGAACGACCGACUGACACGCGUUUGAUGUCGUACUGCGGCACUUAUCGACGCGUUGUAGCUGCAUAAUGACUUUCUUUUCUUCUAGGUAGCUCGCUUGUGCUCUCAAGACUUAAGUAAAGAAGGUGUAAGCUUCAAAAUUCUUUUGAGUGGCGUUACGAGGCAGCUUAAUCUCCCGGAAAAGUUCGAGUUUAUCGGGGCAAAGGUUUCGGUCGGUUUGGCUAUGCGCGCUUGCUCUUCUGGCGCAGCUUGAGCUGCUGCUCUUGCAGUUG
Phytophthora infestans T30-4 is the source of this 2360-nucleotide messenger RNA. Its product is annotated as long-chain-fatty-acid-CoA ligase. The record is from RefSeq and is a predicted model, not a curated record. Gene Ontology annotation, molecular function: long-chain fatty acid-CoA ligase activity. The transcript is spliced from 3 exons. Lineage: Eukaryota; Oomycota; Peronosporomycetes; Peronosporales; Peronosporaceae. The coding region runs from base 55 to 1995 and encodes 646 amino acids. Gene Ontology annotation, cellular component: endoplasmic reticulum; membrane.